Molecule: messenger RNA, 2878 nt
Organism: Cicer arietinum (chickpea)
Lineage: Eukaryota; Viridiplantae; Streptophyta; Magnoliopsida; Fabales; Fabaceae
Source: RefSeq, a predicted model, not a curated record
CUUGUGUAUGUGGACGAUAACUGAUAAAUGCCUAUCCUUCGGGAGCUGGCGAGGGAGUGUUCCCUCUCUCUCUCUCUAUAUCCCUCUCCCUCAGCUACUUUAUACUUGAUUUUUUUUAUGGUAGCAUUAAUUAAUUAACACAUUAACAUGUUGGUUUUGCCACCACACAUAACGACUACUCCGUUACCCAUCCAUUCAACCCGCGUUAAAUAUUUCCCCACCCACCGCCGCCACCACCAUCACCAUGUCAUCUCUCAACCACCUUCAUCCACCGCCGCAUCUUUCUCAUCCGCCAAACCAAUAAUCAUUGACGACGGUCCCAACGAUAUUCUUUCCCUCCAAAAUCGCCGUUACGACUUCACUCCCCUCCUCAACUUCCUCUCCAACGAUUCCAACACCAACACCAACACAACUAACUCGUCCUCUCCCACUUCCCUCGACUCAACCGAGUUCCAACUCGCCGAGUCAUACCGAGCCGUACCAUCUCCACUCUGGCACGCGCUUCUCAAAUCCCUCUGUUCCUCUUCCUCAUCCAUAACCCUGGCAUACGCCGUCGUUUCAUGGCUCGAAAAACACAACCUCUGUUUCUCAUACGAGCUUCUCUACUCCAUCCUAAUCCACGCGCUUGGACGAAACGAAAAGCUUUACGAAGCUUUCUUACUAUCUCAACGACAGGUUCUCACUCCUUUAACCUAUAACGCAUUAAUCGGCGCGUGUGCUCGUAACGGUGACCUAGAAAAAGCACUUAACCUAAUGUCUAGAAUGCGCCGCGAUGGUUUUCAACCUGAUUUCGUUAAUUACAGUUCAAUUAUCAAAUCUCUAACUCGUUCCAAUAGAAUCGAUUCUCCGAUUCUUCAAAAACUUUACGCCGAAAUCGAAACUGAUAAAAUUGAAGCUGACGGUCACUUAUUGAAUGAUAUAAUUCUCGGUUUUUCGAAAGCUGGUGAUGCUACACGUGCAAUGCAUUUUCUUGCUGUUGCUCAGGGUAAAGGUUUGUGCCCUAAAACGGGAACUUUUGUUGCUGUUAUAUUGGCUUUGGGAAAUUCGGGUAGAACCGUCGAGGCAGAGGCUUUGUUUGAGGAGAUUAAGGAAAGUGGUUUAGAACCAAGAACUAGGGCUUAUAAUGCAUUGCUUAAAGGUUAUGUGAAAACUGGUUCUCUUAAAGAUGCUGAGUUUGUUGUUUCUGAAAUGGAAAAGAGUGGUGUUUUGCCUGAUGAACAUACUUAUAGUUUGUUGGUUGAUGCAUAUGCUCAUGCAGGAAGAUGGGAGAGUGCAAGGAUUGUGUUGAAAGAAAUGGAGGCUAGUAAUCUGCAGCCUAAUUCGUUUAUUUAUAGUCGAAUUUUGGCGAGUUAUAGGGAUAAAGGGGAGUGGCAGAAAUCGUUUCAGGUUUUGAAGGAGAUGAAGAGUUGUGGUGUGCAACCCGAUCGGCAUUUUUACAAUGUGAUGAUUGAUACUUUUGGGAAGUAUAAUUGUCUUGAUCAUGCUAUGGCGACGUUUGAACGAAUGUUGUCUGAGGGGAUUCGACCGGAUACAGUUACGUGGAAUACGCUGAUUGACUGUCAUUGUAAGUCCGGGCGACAUUAUAGGGCGGAGGAAUUGUUCGAGGAAAUGCAGCAGAGUGGGUAUUCACCUUGUGUUAUGACUUAUAACAUUAUGAUUAAUUCUAUGGGGACGCAAGAAAGAUGGGAUAGAGUGAGUGAUUUGUUGAGCAGAAUGCAGAGUCAAGGAUUGUUGCCUAAUGCUGUUACAUAUACAACUCUUGUUGAUAUAUAUGGAAAGUCUGGAAGGUUUAAUGAUGCUAUUGAGUGCAUUGAUGUCUUGAAAUCUUUGGGAUUCAAGCCAACUUCGACCAUGUAUAAUGCCCUAAUCAAUGCCUAUGCACAAAGGGGUCUGUCUGAUCUAGCAGUAAAUGCAUUUAGGAUGAUGGCAGCUGAGGGUCUUACACCCAGUCUCUUAGCUCUCAAUUCCUUAAUCAAUGCUUUUGGUGAAGAUAGAAGAGAUGCUGAAGCCUUUGCUGUACUGCAGUACAUGAAAGAAAAUGGCGUGGAACCUGAUGUAGUUACUUAUACAACGCUCAUGAAAUCUUUGAUCCGCGUUGACAAGUACCCCAAGGUUCCAGCAGUGUAUGAAGAAAUGGUUAUGUCCGGAUGCGCUCCAGAUAGAAAAGCUAGAGCAAUGCUGCGGUCUGCUCUUAGAUACAUGAAACAGACACUGAGAUCAUAAAUUACCAAGAACAUUAAGCCUAUACAGAGUUGAAUUUGGUAUAAAAAAAAAUCGAAUUUGCUCACCUGGUAUACGUGGUUCUGAUUAUGAAGGUCAGUGCUAACUUGCUACCUCCCUGCUUACACUUGCAUCCCAGGCUUUGACUUUUAAAAGACUUUUUUUCCUAUGCAACUGCAUCAUGGUUUGGUUUUUGUGGUAAACCCUGAAAUCUAUCUGCAGUAUAUGUAACAUUGGUCUUUUGUAUUUUUAAUUUCCAACCAUACACCCCUGGGAAAGACAUAUAUUUGUCAAUCGGUAAUAUGUAACAUUGUAAAACGAUAUUAUGAUUACAGUUGUGGAUUAAGUAUAGAUGGUGCCGCAGAUGUGGUGUGGGGGUUCGUCACCAUGGAAAUUUAUGCUCCAGCCGUUUGAGAAAUGAGGUUGCCGAGUUCAUGCAGAGAGACACUAUUGGCUUACCCUAAUGCUGAACUAUCUAUCAAUCUUGGGGAUGAAUGUAUUAUAUGUUUGUUUUGACAAUGUAUUAUAUGUUUGUUUUGACAAUGUAUUAUAUGUUUCAUGUAAAGUGGAUACCUUAAAAUACAUGUAUUUCAUGUUCAUAAUUGGGAGUUUGUGUACAUUAGAAUAAAAGAAGAGGGAGUGUCAAGCAUUUCAACUA